UGUCUACUUGUGCGCCUGCGCUGUGACCUAGAAUGGGCGCAAGCGCUGAGCGGAACUGGCUGGUUUGAAAACCAUGGCGUGGGUACCAGCGGAGUCCGCAGUGGAAGAGUUGAUGCCUCGGCUAUUGCCGGUAGAGCCCUGCGACUUGACGGAAGGUUUCGAUCCCUCGGUACCCCCGAGGACGCCUCAGGAAUACCUGAGGCGGGUCCAGAUCGAAGCAGCUCAAUGUCCAGAUGUUGUGGUAGCUCAAAUUGACCCAAAGAAGUUGAAAAGGAAGCAAAGUGUGAAUAUUUCUCUUUCAGGAUGCCAACCCGCCCCUGAAGGUUAUUCCCCAACACUUCAAUGGCAACAGCAACAAGUGGCACAGUUUUCAACUGUUCGACAGAAUGUGAACAAACAUAGAAGUCACUGGAAAUCACAACAGUUGGAUAGUAAUGUGACCAUGCCAAAAUCUGAAGAUGAAGAAGGCUGGAAGAAAUUUUGUCUGGGUGAAAAGUUAUGUGCUGACGGGGCUGUUGGACCAGCCACAAAUGAAAGUCCUGGAAUAGAUUAUGUACAAGCAACAGUAACUAGUGUCUUGGAAUAUCUGAGUAAUUGGUUUGGAGAAAGAGACUUUACUCCGGAAUUGGGCAGAUGGCUUUAUGCUUUAUUGGCUUGUCUUGAAAAACCUUUAUUACCUGAGGCUCAUUCACUGAUUCGGCAGCUUGCAAGAAGGUGCUCCGAAGUGAGGCUCUUAGUGGAUAGCAAAGAUGAUGAGAGGGUUCCUGCUUUGAAUUUAUUAAUCUGCUUGGUUAGCAGGUAUUUUGACCAACGUGAUUUAGCUGAUGAGCCAUCUUGAUGUAGCUGAUCUCUCAGGGAUAGAAGAUAUUUCUCAUGAAGGCAGCCUAACUCUGAGGAAAGCAGUGCCAAUUCAAGUACAGAUUGCAACACAUCUUCAACACUAUGUGAAGGGUUCACAUCUUAACCUGUGCAAUUCAGAUUGAUACUCAGAAUAUAGGUUGUAUUGAUUUGAAUAUCUGAAAUAUCAAUGGAAAAUCCCACUCAAUUUUUGAUAAACAGUUUGAACAGUUUUCUGUAAUCAAGCAGCUUGCAUAGAAAUUGUAUGAUGAAAUUUUACAUAGGUUCUUGGUGCUGUUUUGUUCUUUUUUUGGUUUUUGUUGUUUUGUUAUUUCUUUAUAUACAUAGAAAAUUUUAUUGAAAAUAUGUUUUGGUUACUAAAAUUUUAUUUGAGUCCUAACAAAAGACAAUGGAUGGCCUUAGCAUCAGAAUUAAAAUAAUCUGGAUUAAAUGGCAAAUGUGUUCAUAGUCAGCAAUAAAAUUAAUCAAACAGUACUUUUUUUUUUUUUUGAGACGGAGUCUCACUCUGUCACCCAGGCUGGAGUGCAGUGGCAGGAUCUCAGCUCCCUGCAACCUCUGCCUCCCAGGUUCAAGUGAUUAGUGAUUCUCCUGCCCCAGGCUCCUGAGUAGCUGAGUCUACGGGCACCCGCCACCACACCUGGCUAAGUUUUGUGUAGAAACAGGGUUUCACCAUGUUGACCAGGCUGCUCUCAAACUCCUGACCUCAGGUGAUCCGCCCGCCUCAGCCUCCCAAAGUGCUGGGAUUAUAGGCAUGAGCCACCAUGCCUGGCCUCAAUACUUUUAUUUUUAAAUGCUUUAUUGCACAAACAGAACUUUAUCUAACAAAUCAUUUUCAAAAAUACUCUAACAGGUCAACUGUUUUAAUUUGUUUAUAUCACUUAUAAUUUAUCUAUUUCUGUAUCAGGUAGGAAUGUUUUCUGCUUUAAGUAACACAAAAGAUCCAAGUGGCAAUGGUUCUUCAAAUAGGGGUUUAUUUUUCUCAGAUAACAAGAAGUCUAAAGGAGCUGGCCACUGGCAUUGGUUUAGUGACUCAGUGAUAUCAAGGUCUCAGAUUCCUUUAGCCUUUCCGUCAUGGAAAUAAGAUGGCCAUUGCAGUUCAAGCCAAUGUGACUGCUGUAUUGAAGACAAAAAGAAGGGGAAGCAGGGCCUUCCACAUCUGAUCCUUUCCUCAUAAAUGUAAAACCUUUUCUAGAAAUUUAGAUCAGACUUGUGUUCAUCUACUAGCCGUAAAUGUACAACAUGAUCACCCCUUGUUCCCAGGAAAGUGGGAAAAUGAAAUUGUAAGCCUUUCCAAUCUCACUAAUGGAAGGUGGGAAAGCAAAAUGGGGAUUGGGAAUUACCAUGGAUGAGACAACCAACAGUUUUGCCACUAGUUAUAAUUAGAACAGAAGUCAUUUUAUAUUUGAAUCUUUUCUGUAAUGUCUUCAUAAAGCUCACUUUAUUAUUAUUUUUGUUUGUUUUUGAGACGAGUCUCACUCUGUUACCCAGGCUGGAGUGCAGUGAUGCAAUCUCGGCUCACUGCAACCUCUGCCUCCUGGAUUCAAGUGAUUCUCCCGCCUCAGCCUCGUGAGUAGCUGGGACUACAGGCAUGCACCACCACACCCAGCUAAAUUUUUUGUGUUUUUAGUAGAGACAGGGUUUCACCAUGUUGGUCAGGCUGGUCUCAGAUUCCUGACCUCAAAUGAUCCGCCCACCUUUGCCUCCCAAAGUGUUGGGAUUACAAGCAUGAGCCACUGUGCGCGGCCCAUAAAGCUCACUAUAAAAUUGCAGUCCUAAGUACUUAAAAA
Messenger RNA from Macaca mulatta (Rhesus monkey), 2645 nucleotides. It is a transcript of the gene GEMIN2, whose product is annotated as gem nuclear organelle associated protein 2. Gene Ontology annotation, cellular component: SMN complex; nucleus; spliceosomal complex. The record is from RefSeq and is a predicted model, not a curated record. Gene Ontology annotation, biological process: spliceosomal snRNP assembly; spliceosomal complex assembly. NCBI's taxonomy places the organism in Eukaryota, Metazoa, Chordata, Mammalia, Primates, Cercopithecidae.